This is a messenger RNA of Geodia barretti, 387 nucleotides long. The record is from the annotation of a GenBank genome assembly. Lineage: Eukaryota; Metazoa; Porifera; Demospongiae; Tetractinellida; Geodiidae.
GCGAAUUUUGCUCAGCUGAACGUCAAACUCUGCCUGGGCCACCCUCAGCUCUAUCUCUGCCUAUAUGUACACAUUAUAGCAACAACCAUCACAACCAUUGGCAUAUUGUGUACCCCAAUAGUAAUUGACGAUCACAUGUAUACUGUGGUAAGUGCUAUUAUGAUUGUGGUGAGUAUUAUACAUACACUGUAGUGCUAUACAACAGCUUCAGUGCUUGUAUGGGACGGUCACAUGAUGAUUACAAGUAAUAAUACAAACAUAACGUGGGGGUAAAUGCAUCAGUGUUGGUAAAGAUAGAGCGAGAAUGCAACAAAGUGUCCAUUUUAAGUAACAGUUUCUGUAGCUGUUACAUUACUGCAACAUCCCCUCCAACCUGCAUGAGUUUGU